Frieseomelitta varia is the source of this 2120-nucleotide messenger RNA. Its product is annotated as nucleolar protein 9. The record is from RefSeq and is a predicted model, not a curated record. Bases 105 to 1934 code for a protein of 609 amino acids. Gene Ontology annotation, biological process: endonucleolytic cleavage in 5'-ETS of tricistronic rRNA transcript (SSU-rRNA, 5.8S rRNA, LSU-rRNA); endonucleolytic cleavage to generate mature 5'-end of SSU-rRNA from (SSU-rRNA, 5.8S rRNA, LSU-rRNA); endonucleolytic cleavage in ITS1 to separate SSU-rRNA from 5.8S rRNA and LSU-rRNA from tricistronic rRNA transcript (SSU-rRNA, 5.8S rRNA, LSU-rRNA). Gene Ontology annotation, cellular component: nucleolus; 90S preribosome; preribosome, small subunit precursor. The transcript has a single exon. Gene Ontology annotation, molecular function: RNA binding. NCBI's taxonomy places the organism in Eukaryota, Metazoa, Arthropoda, Insecta, Hymenoptera, Apidae.
AAUGUUGUCUUUCAUGCUCACCAGCGUGGUUAAGAAGGUUAAGAAAGUGUAAGAAGUUAUGUGCCAACUGUUUCGUGCGUAAAGUUGAGAUAUUGCUUUAGACAAUGUCCGACGAUCACGAAAGAGGUAAAAAACGGAAGAAAAAGCGGUCUCACGUUCAGAUGGCGAAAAAAUUGGCCCGACGAAGAAACCACGGGUACUCGGACGUCGAUGCCGAAACUUAUCAGUACAUGGUGCAUAUUUUGGAGUUGAUGAAAAGCGAUUUCUCAACCACAGAGGAGAAAUUGAUAUUUGUAAAUAACGUGUACGAACAAACUGUCGGCCACGAGCUCGAAUACGCCCAGAAUCAAGUUGGAUCCAGGAUACUGGAUUCGCUGUUAAAGUACGCGAGCUUGGAGACGAUUCAGAGGUUAGUUAACGCUUUUCAACCCUCUUUCCGACUUCUCAGUAGCGACAGGUUCGCUAGCCACGUUUUGCAAAAGAUCAUAGUGGUCUGCGCCGACAGAGGAAACCGGAACACGCUUUCGAAAUCGUCCUCGGAGCCGAACGCAGAUGCCAGUAUAGAGGUUAUAAGUAUAGAGGUUAAGGAGCUGGAAGUAGACACUUACAACGACAUCGUGUUGAAGCUGAGUAAAUAUUUCAUUAACAACAGAGAGGAAUUUGUAUUCGAUACGUAUGCGAAUCAUGUUUUAAGAACUGUCCUAGAAUGUCUCGGUGGUCUCAUCGAUAAGCCUGACAACAGCAUCAAUAAGAGAAAGCUGAUGCUUGGUGAAAAACGACCAGUCGUACAGAGUUACAAAGACUUGUUGUACGAAACGUGCAACUCGUUGUACAACUGGCCUAGAUUCAGGGAAUUUGGUCAAGACGAACUUACAUCUGGAUUGUUACAGAGCACCUUGUAUUCUUUGAACGAUGUAUUCCCAGAAAUAAUGGAAGCGUACAUCAGGAAAAUUACAAACGAAUGUUUCAGACCAAAGAUGGAGGAGCAGCAGUUGCCCAACAUUUUUCAGGAGGAAAGUUCAACCAGACUACUGGAGGCUUGUUUAUCGGUAGCAAGUCCCAAGUGUUUCUUCGCCAUAUACAAAGACUAUUUUUCACACAAUUUGAAGCAAUUGUCGUUGAUGCGGAGCACAAAUUUCAGCGUGCAGCGACUGUUCGAUCACUGCAACGUGAAGGAACACUUUGAACAAUUAUUCGAAGAAAUUCAUUCGCAUUUCUUCGACAUUCUCGACAAGGGUCAUACCGGUGUUUUAGUCAGCGUGGCGAACGCGUGUUUAAGGUUACAAACGAAGCAAGGUGCAUUUGUAACUGAACUAUUGAACGUUCUUGAUUGCGGGGCAAAUGAGAAACAGCAUCGAAUAUUGGCGUGUGUGAUUAGCUUAAAAAAGUCUGAGAAUUGUGAGACUUCUGAAGGGAAAAUGGAAAAUGACUCAAGAUGUUUGAUCAGCUUACAUGGAAGUCUGAUUGUACAGGCCAUUCUUAAGUUUAACAAACCUAUAAAGAUGGUCAAUUCCUUGUUGGAAACGGACGUAGAAAAAAUAGUGCAGAUAUUCGAAGAUCCAAAAGGCAGUCGUAUUGUAGAUGCUUUUAUGGACAGCAAGUAUGUUGGUGAAAAAAGUAGGGAGAAGCUUGCGAAAAAAUUAAAAGGGUACUGGUCACAAUUAGCUAAGAGCACACACGGUUCCAGAAGCUUGGACAGAAUAUGGGCUUGGGCAUCUAUAAAUCAGAAGAUAUUGAUCAUGGAGGAAUUGGCAAAAAUCGGAGAAUCUUUACGUUCGACCAUGUCUGGACAAAUCAUGUCCAAAAAACUGAACGUUCCGCUGUUUGUGAGAAACAGGAAUGACUGGAAGGAAGGAUUGGGGAAGGAAGAAAAGACGAAAGCUCUUUUUGCAAAUAUAAUAGGAGACACUAUGAAGAAGGAAAAGAAGAAGUAACGCGUUUUUAUGAAAUCAUGCUGUCUACAUUAAAUAAACAUUGUUCUACACUACACGUAUGUCAACGAAUCAAAGAGACACUUAUGCAGAAGAGAAUGAUGAUCAGUGCUUGUUCUUUAACCAUUAUGACACAGAAUAAUCAUGUAUUUCGUUAAUUCAUAAAUACAAUCUAUAGAAUCCAUCAUA